Schistosoma turkestanicum is the source of this 2843-nucleotide messenger RNA. The record is from the annotation of a GenBank genome assembly. NCBI's taxonomy places the organism in Eukaryota, Metazoa, Platyhelminthes, Trematoda, Strigeidida, Schistosomatidae.
AAAGAGACCAGUAUCUAUUGUUAUUGUCGUAUUCUAUUUUAUUGUAUCGUAUUCAUGAAGAAAAAUAGCGACAAUCAUGUACAGUUUGACAUCAUAUUCAUAUGUUGCCUUUCUAUUUGUAUUAUUAUUAAUUGUGGGAGAGUUUAAUAAACAAAGUGUUUAUGGUUAUAUAUUUUGUCAUUGUGAUACCGAUGAAUGUCGUGCAUUUGGCUACAAAGAAUGUAAAGCUGAAUAUUACUGUUACAGUAUUUAUGAAUUAAAUUCACUAUCAGAUAACCGUGUACUAUCUAUAAAUCAAUCAACUGAAAUUACUGGUAUUUCUAUCAGUCGUGGUUGUAUUUCUAACAGUUUUUUAACAAUGUGUACAAAAAAAGAAAUUCAGCAUAGUAAACAAUUCAAUUCACCAUAUAUAAUUACUCGUUGUUGUAGAGAUGCAUGGUGUAAUACAGAUAAAGUAAAAAUCGCUCAAACUGAUUGGUCUACGCCUGAAGUAAAACGUUAUUUACCAGGAGACUUAUCUAACUAUGGUAGUGAACCGAUGGAACAUAUCAAUUCAAAACGACGAACACAAUUGAAAACAGGAGCAUCAUCAUCAACAUCAUUGUUGACUAAUUCAAGGGAUUUUAAAAAAUCACCAAACAAUCCCCACUUAAUCGAUGAAAAUUUUUCUGAAAGUCUUAUAAACUCAAAGUUACUUCAUCAGGAAAUAUCUAAACCAACAUCAUCGAAAGAUCGAUAUGAUGCGGUAUCGUCUAGAAAAGGAAUACGACGAAAAGGUGAGAGAGGUAGCGGAAAUGUUGAAAUGAAUUCAGGCCGUAUUCUAACAGGAAAUUUUCAGCUAUCCUAUUUUAAUCCAAUUAAAUCAACUAAUUCGAAACCGUAUAGUAUGAAUAUAUUGCUAGCAAAACCAAUCUAUGUGGCAAUGGGAAUAUCAUUAGCUAUUCUUUUGUUUGGGCUUAUCUUCUUAUCAUCUGCCCUGUUGAUCUAUCGAAAGAAUAAACUUUUACACAUAUCUAACUGUCGAACAGUUUGCAAUUAUUCAUGCCACAAUGAAAAUAGCAUUGCUUCACCUAGAAGUGAGAGGGCUACUAGUAAAAAUGUUACAGGAAUAUCAGAAAAUGCAGAAAAACUACAAAAGUGGAAUCAACCAGUCACUGCAUUUCCAAGUAAGCAUUCAACUGAUGAACCACUUUUAUUCAAUGGUAUCAGUUCAAUUGAGAGUAUGAAUCCUUCUACAGAUUAUCGGUCAUUAACAAUGAAUAAAGAAGAGAAUAACUGGUUGAAACCGACAGGUGAUAUAAAAUCUCCAGAGAAGGAAGAAAAUGUCUGUAAAGAAAACGGGAUAACAUAUUAUUGUAAUCAUUGUUUAUGUUGUUAUUCUAAUAACAUCAAUAAUGAUACCAAUGAUAGUCAACGUUCAACAACAAACAAAUCAUUCAUUAACUUAUCUCAAUUUAAUAAAAGAACUAUGAAUAUUGAUAAUAUUGAAAAUGCCAACACUAAUAAUACUAUUGGUGAUCGAUUACACCCGGUAAUAUGUGAAACAAGCGAGUUCAGUUUAAAUACAGAUAAUCAAAAACGUGAACCAAGCAGUGUAUCUACACCAUUGUUCAGUAUACAUUCAUCAUCCACUCAUCAAUUACCAGAUUUCAUUGAAUAUAGAAAGUUAAAUAAUAGUAAUCAUAGUCAUAAUAAUAAUAAUCAUAACAAAUCAUUACUGAUCAAUGAUCAAGAUACAUUUACAUGGAUAAAAAAUCAACAAUCUCAUAUUCAGAAUCCAAUUCAAUUGCAACAAUUCAAUUAUUGUAAUCAACAAUUACAAAAAAGUUCAAAUUCAAGGCCAAAGAAUACACAGCGCCAAAUUCAUUCAAUGUUCAAUGAUUUCAGUGGAAAUGGUUCUGAUUCUAGUUUUUUAUAUGAUAUUGAUAAUAAAAAUAAUAAUACAGAUUAUGAAAAUACUAAGACAAUACUGAGGCAGAAAUUGAUUGAAACUGAAUUAGACUGGACAGUAGGAGAAAAAAAGAAUAACACGAUUCAACUUAAUGGUAAUAUUGAUUCACUCUCUCCUUUACUGCAUAACGAUACACGAAGAAAUAUCGAUUAUAGCAGUAGUAGUAGUAGUAGUAAUAGUAGUAGUCGACAAGAAAACGAAUCGAACAACCAACAAUCUGUGCUACCGGUUCAAUUUACUGAUUUAUUUUUUCCACAUCUUCCACCACCGCCAUCUUAUCCACCUCCUCCUCUGCAUCAACAGCAAGAACCUCAAGAACAAAUGAUUGAGAAUUUAAAUUCAAAUAAUACUAAUACUAACACUACAACUACUACUAAUAAUGAUAAUAGUAGUAAUCAUAUUUUAAAUAAUAAAAAUUCAUUAUUUGUUGACUUACACCGGCUUGACAUGCUUCUACAACGUCAAAGAGGCACUGGAAAGACGAGUAGCGGUGGUGAAGAUAAUAAAACCAUUGAAAGUGAACAGUCUGAUCCAAAUCAAACUUGGAAAGUGUCCAGUUCCAAUGAAAAUAAUACUGUAUUGAAUAUGGCUACAUUAGGUCAUAGAAAUAUUUCCUUGACUAAUAAUUAUCAUAAUAAAAAUAAUCGAUUUUUAGAAUAUUCACCUGAUUUGAACAAAUUAACUGAACGUAGAAUAAUGGAAACUGGUUUAAUUGGUUUAGCAACUUUUCGUAAAGCAGAAGAACAAAGUGUAGAUUUAGUGACUCCAUAUGCACAAUUUGAUUUAUCACCAGAUUCAAGUAUGUGUAUAACAGCUGAAUAAUGAGUAAAUUAUUAUUCUAAUAAGAAAAAUCGAAAUAUCUACAAUAUAUAUUUGUUUUAAUGUAUUAAAU